Lepus europaeus (European hare) is the source of this 5312-nucleotide messenger RNA. RefSeq names its product SPT2 chromatin protein domain containing 1 (gene SPTY2D1). Gene Ontology annotation, cellular component: nucleolus. Gene Ontology annotation, molecular function: DNA binding; histone binding. The transcript has 6 exons. The coding region runs from base 129 to 2186 and encodes 685 amino acids. The record is from RefSeq and is a predicted model, not a curated record. Gene Ontology annotation, biological process: regulation of DNA-templated transcription; nucleosome assembly. Lineage: Eukaryota; Metazoa; Chordata; Mammalia; Lagomorpha; Leporidae.
AAGGCGCCGGAAGUGGCCGCCCCGAGGAGGGGUGGGAGAGGGGCUUCCGAGGCAGUUCACUUGGCUGUAGCCGGGCGACUCGGUGGGGUGCGUCUGACUCCUUCCCGAGUUCCUGGCUUCGGCCGAACAUGGACUUCAGAGAAAUUCUGCUGAUAGCUUCCAAAGGACAAGGAGUCAACAAUGUGCCGAAAAGAUAUAGUUUGGCUGUGGGGCCUCCCAAAAAAGAUCCAAAAGUUAAAGGUGUCCAAUCAGAAGCUGUACAAGCUUUUCUUAGGAGGAAAGAGGAGGAACUCAGACAAAAAGCCUUAGAAGAGAAAAGGAGAAAGGAAGAACUAGUGAAGAAGCGAAUUGAGCUCAAACAUGACAAGAAAGCAAGAGCUAUGGCCAAGAGGACAAAGGAUAAUUUCCAUGGUUACAAUGGGAUUCCUGUUGAGGAAAAGUCAAAGAAGCGGCAGGCAACGGAGAGCCAUACCAGCCAGACAGCAGACCACGAGUAUGAGAUGGAAGAGGAGGAUGAAUUCUUAGAGUACAAUCAAGCAGAGCCAGAGCAGGAGUAUGAGGAAGAACAAGAGCCUCCCAAAGUUGAAAGCAAACCAAAGGCCCCCCUUAAAAGUGCCCCACCACCCAUGAACUUCACUGAUCUACUCAGGCUGGCUGAGAAAAAGCAGUUUGAACCGGUGGAGAUCAAGAUAGUAAAGAAAGUAGAAGAGCGACCUAUGACUGCAGAAGAACUUAGGGAGCGAGAAUUCCUUGAGCGAAGGCAUAGGAAAAAGAAACCUGAGACAGAUGUGAAACUACCUCCAACUGUGUCCAAAAAGGCACCUUCUCAGAAAGAGAGUGUGAGCACAAAAUUUAGCAAAGGUUCUGCGGACAGGCACCCUUCUUCAAAGGGAAUGCCGCUUCCUCAGGCUGAGAAGAAAUCCAGACCCAGCAUGGCCAGUGAGAAACACUUAGUUUUGUCUUCAUCCAAAUCCAUGCCAGGAGAGAGGACCAAGGCAGGAUCUGGCAAUAGCUCCCAACCCUCACUUCGUGAAGGCCAUAACAGACCUGUUUUCAAUGGGGCUGCAAAGCCCCACUCGAGCACAUAUUCACCAACUGUCCCAAAGACUUCUGCCAGUGGGACUCAGAAACCUGCUACCGAGCACAAAGCCAAAAAAUCUCCUUCCCAUCCUAGCCAUUCCAGACCUGCAUCCAUGGGCUCUCCACACAAUAAGGUGAAGAGUCCAGGUGUCAGGCAGCCAGGCAGCAGCUCCAGUUCAGCCCCUGGGCGACCCAGCCCAGGGACUCCUCGACCCACAGUCAAUUCUGGCCCAGUGCCCAGGCGCCAGAAUGGCAGCUCCAGCUCAGGACCUGAGCGAUCAGUCAGUGGGACCAAGAAACCAGUCAGUGACUCAAAACCCUCUGGGCGGACAGUCAGUGGUGCAGGUGGCCCUGGACGACCUGCAAAUACCACAAAUGGCCCUGGGCGACCCAUCAGCAGCUCAGGUAGUGCUGGUAGACCUAUGGUCAGUUCUGGAGGCCCUGGGCGGCCUGUGAGCAGUCCACAUGACCUUCGACGGCCAGUGAGUGGCUCAGGCCCCCCUGGGCGGUCAGUCAGUGGCCCUGGACGAUCCAUAAGUAGCUCAGUUCCAGCUGGACGGACUGUCAGUAGUUCAGGCCCUGGAAGACCAAUGAGCAACUUGGCACCUGGGCGAACAGUUGGUAGCUCAGGUCCACCUGUAAAGCCCAAGUGCACUGUUGUCUCAGAAACAAUUUCUUCCAAGAAUAUUAUUAGCCGGCCCAUCAAUGGACAGAUGAAUGGAAUGAAGCCAUCCCUAACUGGCUACAGAUCUGCCCAAGGUCCUCAAAGGCUUCCUUUCCCUACUGGUUAUAAGAGACAGCGAGAAUAUGAAGAGGAAGAUGAUGAUGAUGAUGAAUAUGACUCUGAAAUGGAAGAUUUUAUCGAAGAUGAAGGAGAACCUCAGGAAGAAAUAUCUAAGCACAUUCGAGAAAUCUUUGGCUAUGACCGAAAAAAAUACAAAGAUGAAAGUGAUUAUGCCUUACGUUACAUGGAAAGUAGCUGGAAAGAGCAGCAAAAGGAAGAAGCAAAGAGCCUACGACUGGGUAUGCAAGAGGACUUAGAGGAAAUGAGACGUGAAGAAGAAGAAAUGAAACGUCGAAAGGCCAAGAAGCUCAAGAGGCAUUAGCUAGCUGCUGCUUUUAUUUAUUUCUGUGAGAUUCCUGGAGACACUGCUGUGAGGAUUUCCUGCCUUUAGACUAAAGACGCUCCCUUACUGGUGUAGAUUUAUACAUGGGUACUCAAGGAGAAGGAAUGCAUAUUGUCAUUUGCAGGCUGUCAUUUGAGCAUAAAGUACUUUUAAAUACUUUCCAGGGUAAAAUCUAUAACACAGAUGAUGAAAUGCCCACUAUGUGCUCUUAUGAAGUUAACUGUUCGCAGAUGCCAGCCUUGAUCCUGAUAAGCUAUGCACUCUAAUGUGGGGUCACUCUGCAGUCCUCCAACUUCUAUUGUUCCUUUGCUACUUUAAAAGGAAAAAGGAAAAAAAAAAAAAAGGAUUGCCUCUGAACUUCUCUAAUUCUUCUGCUGAUAUGUGAGUAGGGCCCUCUCCAGCUCCCAAACUUACUGUCUUUAUGAAGAAACUGGCCUUUCUAUGAAUGUUGCCAGCAAUAAUGUGGCCUCUCUUAAUCUAUAUGUUUGGAUUCAGAACUUGAAAAUGUAGAGUAGGCUUUAUAAUUAUCAUAUGGAUGUCAUCCCUGUGAUUCUGAAGUACAAAGUAGAAUAAAUUAUAUUGUAUUCUAUACUACUCAAUGGAUUGGAUGCUGAGCAUUCUUAUUAAUUUAGGUGAUUGGACAACGAACGGAAAUUUUUCCAGGUUAAAAUACAAGAAUAUUCUCUUCUCAGUUUUCCUUUCAGAUUUAUUGUUAUAUUGGCUUUCAUGUAAUAUACAAGGUCACUGUGCUGAUUGAUUUUUUUACCUUACAAAAUUCAUUUUUAUAUUGAAGAAAAAGUUAUUUUAUUCAAACAUUAGAUUAGAAAGAGUAAUAGUUUAAAAAAUAAGGAAGUGACAUGUGAGGCUUCCCACCUCCCUACUUAAAAAAAUACUUUGGAAUCCCAAGGUGCCCCGGUACCUUUUGAUGUUAAUGACUUUGCAUUUUUAGCUUAAAAUUCUUAGCAAAUAUUAAUGGCAAAAACCAAAAACUAAAUUCAUCUGUAUCAAGAGUACCAACUUCUCCUUUUGCCCAUAUUGCACUUUUAUUUCAAACUAUGCACUGUGAAGAAAUUUUUUACCCCAGGUAGAAAAGCAGAUGUUCCCUGUUCCUGCUGUGUUACAGGGCUGUGGAACUUUCUUCACUUUCACCCUUUUAAAAUCAUAUCUAUUGACUUGCUAUCACUUAAGCCUCAAGUCCAAGCAAUUCCAAUCAGGCUGACCUAGGAUCUGGCUGGAAGGAGGCCAUGUCUCAAGGAUCAGCAACAGAAGAUGAGACAUGAUAAUGCUAGAGAGCAUUUGUCCUUGACUGUAAAUACUGAGGUUGGAGGCAGUUGAAAUUAAGAUGAUAGGGCAAUUCUAUAAUUCUAUAAUGUUCUGGCUCUCUUAAGCCACUGGAUAGUAGGGAACAGGAAUAGUAGUAGGGGUUGUCCUACAAAGAAUCCUUACUCUUUAACAGGUCCAAAUAUGUUGUAUGUAUUCCUUUUUUUCCAUAAAGUGUAUUUAUUACAGAUUUUAUCAUUGAUAGUCUCCCUUAAUGGGACCAUAUGACCCUGACCUUUAACACUGACUUACUUUGAAUUGACUUUCAAAUUUUGAAAGUGUGAGGAUUUGAUUUUAAAUUCCAUAGAAGGUAUCUUCAUUGCUAGGAGUGACACCCUUUCUAACUCUCCACAACUGUCACACAAGUAGCAGAAGAGCCUGUUGACUUCCUCUUACCCAUCUCAGUUACCGUCAAUGAAAUCAAUUAAGGGUAAUGUGAUAUUCCAUUUAAUAAAUAGGUCUAGAACAUUAUUUCUUUCGCCAUUAUUUAUAUGUUUCCCCUUUCAAAAGUAUUUUUGGGGGUGAUUUUUUUUCUUUCAGUAUUCAGAUUAUGAAAUCUAAUUACAAUCAAAUUCUUGUUAUAGCCGAAAGGUUUCCAGUGGCAUAAACUUUCUGAUAAUGGUGCAGUUUGUACAGAAAGGCACCACUGUGCUAGAUUAAGUCUCCAGAACUUAGUAGGAAGAGUCAGGUUGUAAACCUUGUAUGUCUAUUACUUCUAUGCUAAUUUGUAUAAAUAUAAUAAAACUGUACUGUGACUUUCAUUUUUUUAAAAAAGGAAAGUUAUGAGUGAAUCUUUUAACAGUCUUGGCCUUGUUGUCAAAUCCUGUCUUCCAUUCUGUCCUGCACUUCCUGACCAUUCUUAGAAAAAGCUCACAAGCCUUUGAAGAAACUGGAAUUGGCUGUUAUUUGAUCAAGGUUUACAAAUUAAGUGCUUAAUUCUUCAUGUAUCAUCUACUGUUUUGACUUUCAGAUUUUCUUAACAUUUGAAGAUGUGCCUUUUCUUGGGUAAUGUUAAUCACGAAUGUAGUAAUGUUAUUUCACGAUUGUAAUAAUGUUACAUGAUCAUGGGUGUGGCAUUCUCUAACUCAAUUGACGUGAACAGAAAGUAGUUUUCAUAAAACUCAUGGCUCUGAUUGCACAGUCCCACUUGCUUUUGAUGUUACAUCAAAGCAAGGGGCACUUUUCUUUUAAAGGCUACUUUCAGAACUUGUCUUUGUAUUUUCUCUAAACUAUAAAUGCAGUUAUGUCCAUUUGGAGGCCAGGGUACCACAUGUCACAGGGAGCCUUACAUGUGUGCCGAGAGAAGGUUCAAAGACUGUUAACAAAAAAGAAAGUCUAAGGGAACGCAAAAUUUCAUUUUCUAAUGGUAAUCCCCAAGAUUUUCUCCAAAAAAUAAAUUGUUUUGUAUUUUGUAACUUAAAAGCAGCUAUUAGUACAUUUCUGAGAUAUAGCAGGAGACCAAAACAUUUUUGGAAAGAGAAUAAAUAUAUGAAGAGAGACUGGUUGUUUUAUUUUCAAUGUGCUGAAUAUAUUAGACUACUAUUUAUUUUGUGAAUGGAUGUGAUGAAAUAAAUAUCCAGGUGUUUAGUGUAUGAUAAGAUGGGAUAUAUAGGUUUUUUUGGAGUUACUAAAUCCAUCAUGUCUUUUACAUAAUGGACAAAUCAAGUUAAAAAAAAACCUUUUACAUAGCUUAGCCUGUUUUCUGGUGCUGUUGAACUGCAAGAGAAAAUACUUUUGCAUAUAUACAGGUGAAAGUUUUUUUCAAUUUAUGUAUACAAGACAUUG